Messenger RNA from Dendrobium catenatum, 1284 nucleotides. RefSeq lists its product as uncharacterized. The coding region runs from base 1 to 1284 and encodes 427 amino acids. Lineage: Eukaryota; Viridiplantae; Streptophyta; Magnoliopsida; Asparagales; Orchidaceae. The transcript has a single exon. The record is from RefSeq and is a predicted model, not a curated record.
AUGCCUACCAUACGCAUGCUUCUUGCAUUGGCAGUCAAUCGUACAUGGCCGGUCUUACAACUUGAUGUCUCCAAUGCUUUUCUACACGGCGAUUUACCCGACAAUAUCUACAUGUGCCAACCGCAAGGCUUCGUAGACAAAGAAUCACCCAAUGCCGUAUGCAAAUUACACAAAUCCCUCUAUGGUCUCAAACAAGCUCCUAGGCAGUGGUAUCAAAAGCUUACAACUUUCCUACAAGACCGUGGCUUCCAAUUCAGCAAAUCCGACCCUUCUUUACUUAUUCUCACUAAAUCUCAAAUUCAACUCUAUUUACUCAUCUAUGUUGAUGAUAUUUUAGUGACAGGAAACGAUCAAUCCACAAUUCAAGAAUUGCUCCAACUCGGGGAGAUUUCCUUAUUCCUUCACUCCAACUUUGCUCUCAAACAACUCGGGGAGAUUUCCUUAUUCCUUGGCAUACAAAUUCGGAAAACAGACAACGGCAUCCUACUCACGCAAGAACACUAUGCUCGGAAGAUCUUAAACAAAGCAGGAUUUGAGGACUGCAGAGCAGCUCCCACGCCCGUCACACCUACUCCCAAGCAAAUUAUUUCUGAUAUCACACAAUUCUCUAAUCCCUCUCUCUAUCGUUGUAUUGCAGAUUCUCUACAAUAUCUAUCAAUCACACGACCGGAUAUUGCAUAUGCGAUGAAUCGAGUCUGUCAACACAUGUCCAACCCAACGAAUCAAGACUACAAAAAUCUCACCAGAUUGCUUCGCUACAUCAAAGGUUCUGUCAAUCUCGGCCUACCUAUCACCUCUGGGAAUCUACAACUUCAAACUUUUACAGACGCCGACUGGGCGUCGGAUUGUACAGAUCGAAAAUCUAUCUCAGGUUUUUGCACUUUCCUCGGACCCAAUCUAAUUUCAUGGUCCGUCAAGAAACAGGUUACUGUGGCUAAAUCUUCAACGGAGGCUGAGUACAGGGCUCUAUCCGCAGCUUCCUCGGACGUUAUUUGGCUUAGACGUCUAGCAACUGAGCUCAAACUUACCCAACAGUCUCCGACUCCAAUCCAUUGUGAUAAUGUUUCGGUAAUUGCCAUAGCAAAGAACCCAGUUUUUCAUGCCCGGACAAAGCACAUAGAGAUUGAUUAUCAGUUUAUACGACAACACAUUGCCGCCAAGAACAUCAUCAUACAUCACAUACCUUCUGCAGAGCAAGUAGCAGACAUCUUUACCAAGGCUUUCACACCAACACGAUUCAACAUUCUACGAUCCAAACUAACCAUUCAAAGCCUGAAUGCUUAG